AUAGAGAAGAAUACUCUAACCCUAAACUAAAAAGAUGAAAUAAAAAUCUAAACUAGAGCCUUCUAACCUAAAACUACGGCCCCCUUUUGUACUCAGCCAGAAACGACUUUUAAUAGUUGAUUACAACUCAGUUUUUAAUGAUCAAAUCCUCUCACAGACGAGCUUUUGCCCAUGAACAAGUUUAGUAGACACCGAAGCAAAAUUUAACCUCCUAAAUAUAUAUGUGUAUAAAUGACCGAACAGAUUUUCCCCCUUCUCGUUUUCUUUUUAGAUGCCCCACUCCAAUGCGACAGUGAUUUGAACAAAUAAGUUCCGGGAAAUGGAAAACCAAAACCAAGAAUCAACCCCGACCCAACCAAAUCAACGACUUGGCUCACCGAGUCAAGAACUGCACUCAACCUCUUAUAAUGAACAAUCCCAGAAACGGAACAGCCCUGAAUCACCGCAGCACGAAAGCCACGUUUCUGCUCAAUCCCCCAAACGGUCGAGAAACGGCAGUCUUCCUCGGCCUUCGUUUCCACAAGAAAUAAUUUUUGAAAUCCUCUCGAAUUUACCCGUUAAGUCCCUCCUCCGUUUCAGGUGCGUUUCCAAAUCCUGGAAAUCCCUCAUAGCUGACAAAUUCCAUCAAAAAGCACCUCAAAAGAACCCAAAACGACCCCGAAUUCUCCAAAAAACGAGUCUUAAUCAACAUUGCAGACAUCGCCCCCUGCACCCAAACCGGAUCCACCAUCAAGUCAUGCUCCCUUACAUUGUGGGCUCAUGUAAUGGUUUGGUUUGCAUAACUAUUAGAGAAAAUGCAGUCCUUUUAUUAAACCCGACUUUAAGGGUUUCCAAAAGGUUGCCUGAUAUAGGGUUUAAGAAAAGGAGGGUUAUACUGUUUAUAGGUUUGGUUUUGAUGCUUCCGUUGAUGAUUAUUAGAUUGUUGGGGUUUUUUCUUAUCUGUUGGAGAAGGAUUCAGGAUUUCCCGUUCGAGGUCUUUUCUAAUGAAGCUGGGAAACAUGUGGAUGGUACUUUGAAUUGGGCUGUUUUUAGUGGACAAGAUGGGGAUUUUUCUAUUGUCUCCCUUGAUUUGGCUUGGGAGACAUAUAAGGAAGUGACCCAACCGUGCUAUGGCGACGGUGUGGAUGAGAGGACAUUAGGGGUCUUGGAUGGAUGUCUAUGUGUGCUUUGUAGUUAUAGGAAAUUGUAUGCUGAUGUUUGGGUUAUGAAAGAAUAUGGAAAGAGAGAGUCUUGGACUAAGCUGGUUAGUAUUCCAUACUUACCGUAUGAAAGGUCUGAAAUGUUUUUGACACCUGUGUCUGUAUCAAAAAGUGGUGAAAUCUUAUUGCGUUAUGGGGUGAAUAUACUUCUGUACAAUCCCAAGAAGAAUAUGUUCAGGAUUCCCAUGUUUCCUUAUGAUGUUAUUUCUUAUAUUAGACAAGCAGAAGUCUAUGAAGAGAGCCUCGUGUCGCUGACUGCAGCCAAUCAGCAUAGAUGAGUGGUGUCAAUAGCUAGCAAAGACAAAGGUUGCAGUGUUUCAUUGAAAAGUAUAACUCCCAACUUGGGCUACUGAUGGAGUUUUAGCAUGUUCAGCUGCAAAUUUUCCUCACUGUUUUGGUUGGUUCCGGUCAUCGUUGUCGUCACUCUUAAACCUUCUAGUUGAUUAAGUUACAGUUAGUUCCACUUUCUGAUAAUUUUUACUCAAAUCAUGUCAUGUUUUUUAGUGUUGCAAUAUGUUUAUCAGCGUGUUAAUCUGUCAUUAAUUAUUUUCAACUUGUUCUGCUAAUGUAGUUUUAACUUUGAAUGCUGUUUUGCUGUAUACAUACUCGCAGGCACUGAGUAGUUAUAUGUUUCAAAUUAGAUGUAAGAGUAUGUUUUCUUAUCGAUCUAAUUGCAGAUGUAAUUUUGUUGA
This is a messenger RNA of Gossypium arboreum, 1891 nucleotides long. RefSeq names its product F-box/kelch-repeat protein At3g23880-like. Gene Ontology annotation, molecular function: protein binding. The record is from RefSeq and is a predicted model, not a curated record. The coding region runs from base 320 to 1477 and encodes 385 amino acids. Lineage: Eukaryota; Viridiplantae; Streptophyta; Magnoliopsida; Malvales; Malvaceae. The transcript has 4 exons.